Racocetra fulgida is the source of this 242-nucleotide messenger RNA. The record is from the annotation of a GenBank genome assembly. Lineage: Eukaryota; Fungi; Glomeromycota; Glomeromycetes; Diversisporales; Gigasporaceae.
GAUAGCCGCAUUUGGUCCACGUCUUACUGACGAAGGCCUUUUUGGUUAUCUUGUAUCAGUAGGAAAAAUUGAGGGUGAGGAUGACAAUCAGAAAGGAUGUAAUAAGCUUAAAAAAAAAUACGAAGACAAUAAUCAAUGGAUAGCUCUUAUUGAGCGCGGUCAGUGUUCUUUUAUCGAUAAAGUACGAAACAUGCAAGCAUCUGGAGCUAUUGCCGUCGUAGUUGGGGAUAACGAACAUAACG